AGUUUCUUGAACGCUGAAGGCUGGAGCACAGGUAAAAGGACAGAAGGAAGAACAUUCCAAUAUGAGGGACCCACUGACAGAUUGCUCGUAUAAUAAAGGUUACAAGAACCUAAAGGAGUUUUCUCAAAACGGAGAGGAUUUCUGCAAGCAGGUCACAUCCAUUCUUCAGCAAAGGGCAAACCUGGAGAUUAACUAUUCCAAAGGACUUCAGAAACUGGCAGUCAAGUUAAGCAAAGCAUUACAGACCACAAAAAAAAACUGUCUCGUCAGUGCCUGGGCCUGGGUCUCAGAGGGCAUGAAAUCUGCAGCGGACCUUCACCAAAAACUUGGCAAAGCAAUUGAGUUGGAAGCAAUAAAACCAACUCAUCAAGUCCUGAGCGUACAUGAAAAGAAGAAAAAAUCACUUGAUAAUGAAGUUGAAAAGGCAGCAAAUCUUGUCAUUGGCAACUGGAAUCAACAGCUCAAGGCCAAGAAGAAAUUAAUGGUUAGUACCAAGAAGCAUGAGGCACUUUCCCAACUUGUGGAAAGCUCCAAGCAAACUGUGACUAAGAAGGAGAAGCAGAAGCUCCUCAGUAAACUGAAAAAAUCGACGGAGAAGGUGGCAAAAGAAGAUGAAAAUUACUACCAAAAAAACCUGGCUGGCUGUGCUACCAGACUCAAGUGGGAAAACACACUGGAAAAUUGCUACCAGAGCAUCCUGGAGCUGGAGAAGGAAAGAAUUAAGCUUUUAUACAAUAACUUGAACCAGUACACCCAACAUAUUUCUGUUUUUGGCCAAACCCUGACCACAUGCCACACGCAGAUUCACUGUGCCAUCAGCAAGAUAGAUGUGGAGAAAGACACCCAGGCUCUCAUGGAAGAAACUGCAGUGUCAUCCACAGAAAAUAAAUCUGAGUUCCUAUUGACCGAUUACUUCGUAAGUAUAGAAUGGAAGGAAAUUCCAUUGAUGGGAAACCUCAUUCAUAGGCUGAGUGAUGCAUUUGGAAAAACACUGAGAGCAAUUGAACGAAUGCUGAAAUCCUACUCCAGGGACCCCGCCUUCUCAGACGCAGAGAGCCAAAAAAUCACAGCAGCCUUGAUGGACGAGACCAAUUUGAAACUAGACCUCUUGCAAGCAAACUCCUACAAACUGUCAUCGGUGUUAGCAGAACUGGAGCAGAGACCUCAACCGAGCCAUUCCUGUAGUAACUCCAUCUUCAAGUGGAAAGAAAAGCAACAGACGCAUAGUUAUGUAAAAAUAUCUCGGCCUUUUCUGAUGAAGAGAUUAGAGAAUGUUGUGAGCAGGACGUCUUCUGGUGGGCAGAGAAUCCCAAGUUCCUCAUCCACAGGUAAUCCCUUGCCCACAAUAAUUUGGGGCUGGUUCUGUUGGUAAAGCACAGCACAUUGUGACAUUUACGUUUUAUUUUCAGAGUCACAUGGGCAUCUAUCAGCUGAAAGAAAUUUGCAUUUCGGUUAGGACUGAUUUUGUUAGCAUUUGUAGCUUUCUGUGCAGACAUAAUACAAACUGUGGGAAGGAGUCGAAAAGUGGAGGGUUGAGGGGGAAAAUGCAUGCUAUGAGAAGGUCCCUGAGAUGACUGGCAUUCAUGUUAUUCAGACAGUCUGCAAUUUGCUGUCCAUACAUUCACCCCUGAACCAUUGUGAGAAGCUCUGUCUCCACAGCCUCUUCCAAACUUCCAUGGAAACCCUAUCCUUUCUGUGAGAAACACGGUGAUCCCAAGACCUUCCUACUCCCCUUAUUCAGCUGCCUGACCUUAGCUAUUUCCCAGCCCACACCCCCCACCUUUCACCUUUCAACACUCACACACACACCCACACACUCACA
This is a messenger RNA of Ailuropoda melanoleuca (giant panda), 1822 nucleotides long. RefSeq names its product nitric oxide synthase trafficking (gene NOSTRIN). Gene Ontology annotation, cellular component: plasma membrane; cytoplasm. The record is from RefSeq and is a predicted model, not a curated record. The coding region runs from base 62 to 1372 and encodes 436 amino acids. NCBI's taxonomy places the organism in Eukaryota, Metazoa, Chordata, Mammalia, Carnivora, Ursidae. The transcript has 13 exons.